CCUGGCGCUAGUCCCCUUCCGUAGCGAUAUUUGCCCCAGCAAGCUCCUGGAAACGUUGAGUCUCUGGGCGUGCGUGCAGCUGCGCCAGGCCCUGGUCGCUCCGAGUUUGACGUGGACGAGAUUGGCCCUGCUCUCCCAAUUUCUUCACCGCGGGGAGGGAGGAACGGUGCGCUUCGUCUGGCUGCUGUCCAGCUGCUCUCCGUCGGCCGCCUGCCCUUUCUCCGUUCCCUCGAUAUUUUUCUCAAUGCGAUAGGCAUGCGCCUGCUCGUGGCCACGUCUCCGUGAGCAAGCCCCCGAUUUUUUGCCGUCGCUUGUCGCCGCAACGUUAGCUACCUCGCUCGGCCGUCCAAUAAAUCGGUACUGUACGCCCUGCCAGACUCGCAUCAAUCCCCUACCGGCGGUCAUCGAUCGCUGCGAUUGCAAAAUGGCCGACCCGGGAGAAUAUGAGUCCGCGUUCGACGACCAGUUCAACGCGGGUAACCCCGUCUUUGGUUACACCAACGAGUUCAUCUUCGACUCCGACGAAGGGAGUCCGCUGCCCACGAUCCCGGACGACUACACCGCCGACUCGAGCCACGCCAUGCCAGACGCGCCGCAAGACUGCCCCUCGCCGUCAGAGGCCCUCGUGCUCGCGAGCAGGAGCUCGAGGUCCGCCGAGAGUCCCCGCGAGUCCAUGUUCGACUCGGCGUCGCGCAAGGGGACGGCAAGCUCGGCAUCGACGAUGCCCGCCGUCGGGGACAUGCGGACCAAUGCCGGUGCCGAAACAAAGCAAAGUUGGGGCGCGAUGGACAGUCUCGGAGGGGGAACAGACGCCGAGGACAUGUCGAUGAUGCGUGAUGCCUUCGAGUUCCUGACCGACCAUACCCUCGCCCAGCCGAGCCUGCGCACUCCGGCGGACACUCCGAGUCCGUUCGGCUCCGGAGCCCCGACUUUUUCUCCCGAAAACUCCAUGGCGUCGCCGCCAGGCGAAGUUGGUUUUUCUUUCCGCACUGCUUGCGAGGACGGCUUUGCUCCGUUCACUUUCAGAUCGCCUGCCUCCGACGUACAAUCAAAUGCGGCAGCUGGAUCUCACUCGCUCUCCUCGGGGACGCUCUGCUUGCGCCAAUCGCAACCGCUUCCAUCACCGUCACCGAAUGAGUUCCGCGGCUCCCAAGAACCAGGCACUCUUCCCCCAGAGGCCUCCGGAGUUCUGAACACAACCCAUCCGAUAACGAGCCAAUACGGGACAGGGGUCCCGUUCUUCCUCGAUGUUCCGCAUCCCCAUCCCCUCGCGCAGCCUCCCUUUGAGCAUCAUCAAUACGGCCCUGGCCCCUACAAGUUGGAUGUCUUCGCCAACAACACCAAAUCUCGAGUUGAAACACAGAUAAUCAUCACUCUCAGACUCUCGCAGCUUCCACCCGGCGUCACAAAAGUCCAUCUCCCGAAACAUACCAUCAGCAAGCCCAAGUUCUGGACAAAGCCAGCGUCGUGCCCCUCUCCGGAUAUGCUUGAGCUGAAUACCAUGCUCGUUUGCACGAGCGCGAUGCGCGUGCCCGAAUAUAGGGCGCGGGCUUUGCGACGAGCUGCACACGCUGCGCAUGCCGCGUGGCUGGAGAGGAAGCAAGGAGGCCAAAAAGGUCCUUCAGGCGGCCAACCUCGUCCAAGCGCAGGCGCGAAGAAGGAGGGUGAUGCGCAGGAGGUCAAGGCCGAAAAGGGAGCUGAAGUCCGCGACGAGGGCGACGACGAACAGAUCAAGACCCAAGAAGGAGGCGAAGUCCAGAUCUGCGAGAACUGCAUAGGCAGGGAGACGAAACGGGCGUCGCGGAAAAAGAGCAAGAACCCCGAAGAUGAGGCAGCGUGGCAAAGGGACGAGCACAGACGGGUCAUCGUCUUCAACACGCACGAGAUCAAGGAUUGGACGAUCCAGAACCCUCCCGAGUCUGGCUCGCGGAGUUUCUGGCAGAUGCAGGCGCCCAUGAGGAUUGCCUGCUACUGCCGCCAUCACGCCGAAAAGCAAGGGUUCCAGAUCAUCUUCACCCUGACCGAUCAUCUCGGCCGCUUGCUUGUCCAAACCCUCUCGCCCACGAUCAUGAUCACCGAUGAUCACAAGACCACCAGUCCAAACCCUGUCGCCAACACUUCGCUCGGUCCACAGGCUGCGAUGCUGAGUCCACGGGAAGACUUGCCAGCGCAGAGCGUAGGAACCGGGCCGCCGUUGGAGGCAUCCCCCAGCCUCGACCCGCAGGCUGCGAGACGCAGCUCGGCCGGUUCGGUGUCCGCCUCAGCCACGCCACAGCAGAACCAUGCGAGAGCUGCUAUCUCGCGUCCUCCAUCGCCCUCGUUCACGACUGGACCCGCCAAGCGACGGAGAGGGAACAAGUCAAUGUCCAAGACCCCCAGCGACUUAACCAUGACGCCAAUCGACACCUCGUUCCUGCCGGCGUCAAGGGCGCCCAACCCGGCUGCAAGCACCAGCCCAAUGGCACAGACGACAUCGUCAUUGCCUCCAACGCCCGGUGCAAUGUUCACGUCGACCGGAGAAUUGCCAAUUUUUGGCGCUGGCGCUGGAGCCCCUGAGCCGUUGACCAACGGGUUCGCAAGCAAUCCCCAGGCAAACCCCUCCAACGGUCAGAUGCUCUUACCCAACGUGAGCAGAACGCCCAGCUUGGCCAACCUGGCAACGCCCAUGUUUGGCCUGUCCGUUUCCGCUCGUCCCCAUACUGGUUCCAGCCCCGUUGCCUCGCGGCCGGCGUCCAGUAUGGCUAGCGGCGGCCAAGCGAGGCCUCAGCAGCCCCAGAAGCAGCCGGCCAUAUUCAAGGUCAUACCAGGCGAGGGACCAGUCGCUGGCGGCAUUGAGGUUACUCUGAUGGGCCAGGGUUUCGUUCACGGCAUGCAGGUGAUGUUCGGCGACAAGCAAGCGCCGGGCACCGCGUGCUGGUCUUCAGAGUCGCUCGUAUGCUUGCUUCCUCCGUCCGAGAUGGCGGGCAUGGUACCCGUGACGCUCAAGCACCAGAACGGCCAAUCUCUGAACCCUGCGCCUCACUUCUUCCGCUACGUGGACGACAGCGAGCAACAGCUGCUGCGCACCGCGCUCAUGAUCCUCGGCAACAAGAUGACGGGUGGCUACGAGGACGUGGCAGAUUUCGCCCGCCGGAUUAUCAAGGAGGCCGGCAGCAGCUAUCCGCCACCCGGCGGCGAGAUGUCCGGAGCAGACGGCUCGUCAAAUCGCUCCAUGGACAAUUUCGAGAGCCAUCUCCUCAAGCUGCUGGAGCUGAUGGACCUCAGCAACAGCACCCGGAAGCCGCGGCUCAAUCUGAGGAGGUCGACGGGACAGACGAUGCUGCAUUUGGCAUGCAAGAUGGGUCUGCACCGCUUCGUUGCCGGCCUGUUGGCGCGAGGGGCGAACCCAGAUCCCCGCGACAAGGGCGGCUACACGGCGUUGCACAUGGCGUCGAUGAACAACCACACGGAAAUUGUCCGACUCCUGAUUGCACAUGGCGCCGAUCCCACGUUACGAACCUUGUCAGGCCUCACCGCUGCCGAUGUUGCGAAGUCGAGGGACGUCGUGCGGCUCAUCCACAACUAUAGACAGCACAGACGGUCGCAGAGCGACAGUUCAUCCCAGAGCCGCGUCACUAGCACCCUGAGCCUCAAGUCGCUACGGGCACAGGUGUCCCUGUCCGAAGCGGCCGAGGACACGUCGAGCGACGAACCCAGAUCUGGAGAGGAGAGCUCGGGGGAGUAUUCCGAGCCCUACGCGUCCGAUGCGCUCGUCGAGACCGACGAUGGCGGGCAGAUGGAGCUCCGCAUGCGCCGGGGCAAGAGCGCCGCCAACACACCCGCGCGGAGGAGAAGUCCGUCCCGUCCUCGGCGGCGAGGCACCGACGCUACGGGCCCUCUGGGCUUGCCGUCAGCUGCCAUGGCAGCGAUCAAGGAACAGGUAGCUGCCCAGUUCCAGCAGCUCCAGCAGAUGAUGGAGCCGCACCUCCAGUACCUGCCGCAAUUACCGCAGCUCCCCCAGUUCAGGCAGUUCCCUCAGUUCUCCCAGCUUCCCAACUUCCCGCAGAUGCCGAACAUGCCGCCGCUGCCGGAGUACCAGAACGCCGUGCUGCAGCGGCUGGCGGCGAUGAUCGGAGCUGCCAGGUCGGGAGCGGCUGAUGAUGGGUCCUCGACCAAGGAGCAAGAGAGUGCCUGGCAAUAUCCGUCGCCGUUCUCGACAAAAUCCAGCACGCCGCCCCCGGCAUACGACGAACUUUUCCCCCAGCAGGACGAACAAGGCGACUUGGCCGCCAAAGAAGCCUCCGCCGCGCAAGCAGCGGCCGAUGCGGUGGCGGACGCCAAGUGCGCAGCGCUCUUCGACCAGCCGUCCUCCAGCUCGACAGCAGCAACCGCCCGAAGGACAACUGCCCUCGCGAGCGAGACAAGCGACGCCGCCGCGGAGGCCGACAAGGCCGAGGACUCGGAGGGCCAGGAGAUCCCGGCGCUCCUGCAGAUCGGCCGCAAGGACGCCAUCACGCGCGAGCAGCAGGCCACGCUGCGGCGGGCGCACGCGCACAACCUGAAGAAGCUGACCUGGGACCGGAAUCUCUUCUUCAUCUGGAUCCCGCUGCUCGUCCUCAUCGUCGGCGCCAUGCUCUACCGCGGCAUGCCGGGCUUUGUCACCUCUGCGCGUGGUGCCGGCGCGCUGGUCCCGGAGGCGGACCACAACGUCCAGCGCGACAGCCUCCGCCACCACCACCAGCAGAACCAGGCUGGCGCCAUUGCAGAGGGGGUGGGCGCUGCGGGGGUAUAACCCUCUCCACCCCCCACUGGACCGCCGGCGACUGGCUGCUUCCCGCGUCUUUCCCGUACCCUGUUUUGGGGAAACACGCUCUGGCGGCGGGUGGUGUGUUUGGAUUGCACACUCAAUUGAGGUCGUUUUACGUCGGGAGAAGGAACUUGGGGCUCGAAGAGGGGUCAUGGGAUGGGCGGUGUGGCGGCGUCGGAGCGGGGGGUGUCUAUCUUAUACUUGGAUGGUAUUUUUUUUUUUUUCUUUUU
Molecule: messenger RNA, 5016 nt
Organism: Thermothielavioides terrestris NRRL 8126
Lineage: Eukaryota; Fungi; Ascomycota; Sordariomycetes; Sordariales; Chaetomiaceae
Exons: 3
Coding region: 425-4771 (1448 amino acids)
Molecular function (GO): protein binding
Source: RefSeq, a predicted model, not a curated record